This is a messenger RNA of Zerene cesonia (dogface butterfly), 1808 nucleotides long. RefSeq names its product DNA polymerase alpha catalytic subunit-like. The coding region runs from base 105 to 1808 and encodes 567 amino acids. The record is from RefSeq and is a predicted model, not a curated record. Lineage: Eukaryota; Metazoa; Arthropoda; Insecta; Lepidoptera; Pieridae. Gene Ontology annotation, biological process: leading strand elongation; mitotic DNA replication initiation; lagging strand elongation. Gene Ontology annotation, molecular function: DNA replication origin binding; purine nucleotide binding; DNA-directed DNA polymerase activity. The transcript is spliced from 8 exons. Gene Ontology annotation, cellular component: alpha DNA polymerase:primase complex.
CAAAUAUGUGUGGUAUGGUUUACAAAAACUAGUAAAAUUUAAAUUGAGAUGUAUUUCGCAUUUUUACAUUAAUAAAUAAUAAUUUGUUCUCAUAAUUCUUUGAAAUGGCAGACUCCUUAGCUGGGCAAAGAGCUAAACGCCAGAAAGUAGAUAAGCAUGGGCGAAUGUCAGCUUUUGAAAAGUUGAAAAACCUCAAAAAUAAAGGAUCAAAGCAUAAAUAUGAUGUAGACGAACUUGAAAACGUGUAUGACACUGUCGAUGAGAGGGAGUAUAGUGAACGUGUGUUGCAAAGGCAGGAAGAAGAUUGGAUCGAAGAUGAUGGUACUGGUUAUGUGGAAGAUGGACGAGAAAUCUUUGAUGAUGAUGAAAUCGAAGACACAUAUGUUGCAUCAGACACUAAAGAAAAUGGAAGAGGUCUUAAAAGAAAAGCCAGAGUGGCUCCAACUGCAGGGAAGGGUAACAUUAGAAACCUUUUAGGAGCUAUGCCUGCUAAGAAGAAGGAGGAUGUUAAGAUAUCAGAAGACAACAUUCUGUCUGACAUUAUGUCUGAUCUGGAUGGUAGUGGUCCAGCAGUUGUAAAACCAAAGCCCUUAGCUACACCUAAGGCUAACACACAAUCAGCUAAGUCAGAUGCUCAGAAUUACUUUAAAACCCUAUCAUCAUCUGUUAAGAAAUCUGUUGCUACUGUAAUUCUUGAUGAACCUCCUGUUAUAAAGCAAGAGAAAAUUAAAGAACACAUGAAAAGCCCACCUCUGAUAGAAAAUGGCAAUGCUGCUCCCAAAAAAAGCUCAUGGAAAAUAGACAAGGAAAUAAAAAAAGAACUAGAAGAUUCUCAAACACAGAACAUAGAAGAAUUUAAUACACAAGACAUUGAUUUCGGGGAUGAUUUCAGUAAUGAUGCAGCAGUAGAAAUCAAGGAGAUAAAAGAAGAGCUCCCCAGCACGGCCAAUACUAUAACAGAUGUAGCUGAAGAAUUCAUGAAUGAAGACUUUGAAAUAUUUCCCACUAAACAACUGAAAAAAGAUUUAAAACCAUUGCAUACUACUUGGAAUGAGCAAAUGGGUGAUAACCAUGUUGUGAAUUCUAUACAGUCUGAUGGAAAAUUGCCUUUACAGACAAAUAAAGAUGGUAAAGAGGUCCUUAAAUUCUACUGGUUAGAUGCAUGGGAGGACAGGUAUGUGAAGCCAGGAGUAGUAUACUUGUUUGGUAAAGUGUAUGUGAAUCCAGCUAAUAAGAAAGCAGGAUGUGUGUCCUGCUGUUUGGUUGUGAAGAAUAUUAAUAGGCAGAUGUUUUUGCUACCUAGGGAAUAUAAACUAGACCCAGUAACUUUAGAACCAACAGAUGAAGAAGUGACCAUUAUGGAUAUUUAUCAAGAAUUUAACACUUCAGUAGCAUCGGAAUUGGGUCUUAAGGAAUUUAAGUCUAGAAAAAUCACAAAGAAUUACUGUUUCAAUAUACCAGAUAUUCCUGCUCAGUGUGAUUAUUUGGAAGUGAAGUAUUCUGCAUCAAUACCACCACCACCCACAAACAAGAAAUACUUAACUUUCUCACAUAUUUUUGGUGCUAACACAUCAUCAUUGGAGAUGUUAUUACUAGAGAGAAAGAUUAAAGGUCCUUGCUGGUUGGAAAUUGUGGAACCUGACAAUGUUCAGGCUAAAGUGUCUUUGUGUAAACUGGAAGCAAAUUGUGAUGAUAUGGAAAAUAUUAAUGUUAUGAGAGGCGAUGAAGAUUUGGAGUAUAUCAGUACUACGAAGCGCUGGACGAAGGAAAAGACUAGGACUGGUAACGCCGAGUCGGACAUCUUUUGA